CAAUGACUAUGUAGGAGGGAAGGUUGACUUCUACGAUAACGUAGACAAGGACAGGAUGUCCUUAGUAGAAGUUGAUGACAUGGUUAGGCAGCUUAAUCAAGGCUAUUAUGAUCAGAGAAUUGACUAUUGGUAUAGGGUGGGUGAUGAGCAUAAUCCAUUGACCAAACUGGAAUCCGACAGUGAUGUUGUGACAAUGUGUAAGGCAGUGCCCCUGGUUAGGAUAAUUACACUGUACUUGGAUCACAUGGAGGUUAAGGGUAUUUUUGAGGAAGAUGAUGACGACAUCUACAUAUACGAAGACUUCUUAUUUAGUCAAGGCAGCAGUGUGGUGAUAGAGGAGCUGUCUGAUGAGCCUAGGAAGCCUCGAAGUUGUGUCAUCAAGGAGCUGCCAGCUGAGCCUAGACCAAGCAGAAGCAAGGGGGUGAUUAUUAAAGAAAUUGAUGAUGUGUGUCCUACUACUCAAGGAAGUUGUGUUGCUGGAGGAGAUGCAAAAGACAAGGGUAAAGGUAAACUCCUGGAUGAAAGGUCAGUUAAAAAACCAUUGUUGUUGGAGUAUCCUGGAUUUGGUGUACCAUGUAGUUCAGGUGGGGUAACUGGCAGUGGUGUAGGGUCUAGCAGUUCAGGUGGUGUGCAGUGCAGUGACAAACUGAUAGAUGAUAUGGAUUAUCUUCAAUCUUUCGGGAUUGAGCCGGAAGAGUUGAGUGAGGAUGGGGAUAGUAGUACAGAUGGUGAUUAUGAUCCACAAUUUGAUGACGAAGACUACGAGCAUUAUGGUACUGAUGAGGAGGACUGGUUGGAGGAAGCCCAGUUAGAUGAGGCUACGAAGGGUAAGGGUUCAGGGGUAGGAAGUAGUGGUACUAGUGGUUUAGGGUCUAUUGCACCUGAUAUGGGGGAUGAUGAUGAUGAGGAUAUGUAUAGGGUUGAUGAUUCUGAUGAAGAAAGGAUGCAACAUGCAAUUGAUUCAGAUGGGGAGUUGGAGGAAGUUGGUAUAGAAUUCAACCCAAGCACGGAUAUGAAGAAACCCAAUUUCUGUUUAAAGAUGCAAUUUGCAACUGUACAGAUUUUGAGGGAUGCAUUGAGGGAGAAGGCAAUCCAAGGGGGGUGGGAGUAUGUCUACAUAAAGAAUGAUAAGACAAGGUUGAGGGUGGUCUGUAAGGAAAACAACUGUCCUUUUGAGUUGUUUGCUUCCAAGAUGCAGCAUGAAAGCACCUUGAUGAUAAAGAGAUACAAUCCCAUGCAUAACUACUAUAGGAAGUUUAACAACAGCAUGGUGCGGCAGAAAUACUUAACAACCAAGUUCAAGGAUCAAAUUGCUCUUAAUGAAGCCAUAAAACCAGAGAAUUUGGCUAAGACUAUGUCAGCAAGCAUUAGGGCAGGUGUUUCCAAAAGUAUGGCCUAUAGAGCAAAGAGAGCUGCAUUGUUAGAGGUAGAAGGGGGCAUCAAGGAGCAGUAUGCAAGGCUGGCUGAUUAUGGGAAGGAACUUCAAAGGGCUGAUCCAGGAACCACAAUUGACUUGGUUUGUGACUUCAGCAACUCCGAGAAGGCAGCUGUUUUCAAGAGGUUGUACAUUUGCUUGGGAGCUUUGAAGAAUGGAUUCAAGGCAGGUUGCAGAUCAUUGAUUGGUUUGGAUGGAGCUCAUUUGAAGACAUGUUUUGGUGGCCAACUGCUAACUGCUGUCGGAAUUGAUGCUAACAACAGUUCAUGGGUUGUUGCUUAUGCAAUGGUUGAGCUGGAGACAAAGGACUCUUGGAUUUGGUUUUCACAGUUGUUGUGCAAGGAUCUGAGCUGUGAGAAUAAUGGUAGAGGCUGGAUAUUCAUAAGUGAUAAGCAAAAAGGUUUGAAACCUGCAUUACAAGAGGUGGUUCCAUCUGCACAGAUCAGGUUUUGUGCACGACAUUUGUGGACUAACUUCACCAAGAAGUUUCCUGGAAAAGUUAUGAAAGAUCAGAUGUGGAAGUGUGCAAAGGCAACAACUUUGCCUUAUUUUCAGAAGGAGAUGGAGGAGAUGAAGACCCUUGAUAAGGAUGCUUAUAAAUGGUUGUCAGAGCCCGAGAGGCCCCCAAAACAUUGGUCAAGGGCAUACUUCCCUGCUGGUUAUGAUUGUGACAUGCUCAUCAACAAUGGUUGUGAGAGUUUCAAUGCAUUGAUCUUGGACGCAAGGGGCAAGCCCCCUGUCACUAUGUUGGAAGAGAUAAGGCUGAAGCUAAUGAGGAGGAUUCGUACUCGAAGGGAUAAAAUGGAGGCUUACCAUGGAAAUGUAUGCCCCAAAGCAAGGAAUAUCAUUGAGAAGAAUAAGGUGAAAGCUGCGGAGGAUUGCAUCCCAACAUUCAAUGGUGGUGGCAAAGCUGAGAUUGAAAAUAUUGAAGGCACCAAAAAUGUUGUGGACACUAACUUGAGGACUUGCACUUGCCGAAGAUGGGAAUUAACCGGCAUCCCUUGCAAACAUGCCAUUUGUGCAAUUAAUGGCAUGAGGGCUGAACCCGAUGACUACAUUGCUCCUUGCUAUCUCAAGAAGACGUACAUGAGUAUCUACAGUCACCUCAUUCAGCCAGUUAAUAGCAUGGACAUGUGGUCCAAUGGUGAUGGUCCAAGUAUCCUACCUCCACAAUAUACAAGGCAGCCUGGUAGGCCGAAGACAAAAAGGAUUAAGGAUGUUUCAGAGGUGGUCAUCAAUGGUACUGGAAAAAUUGGAAGAAUACAAAGAUCCCUCAAGUGUAGCAACUGUGGCCAAGAAGGUCACAAUAUGAAAACCUGUCAAAGACAUUUGCCAAGUAAGGGAAAGAAGACUUCAGCUGCCGGUAUUAAGAAGAGGAAGCUCAACACUAAUGAGGGAGAAACUUCCCAAAAUAUGUCAAAGAAAGGACAAAAAGCACCUAUGACUGCAAAUGAGUUGAGGCAAAAAGCCAAGGAGAAGGUUGAGUAUCAAAGGAAAAAGAUGGCUAACUUGAGGGCAGCAAGGCUUGAUGCAAACAGACCUGCAAGAGGAAGGCCUCCAAAAUCUAGUAGUGAAAAUACAAGACCAAGGCCUCCAACUGCCCCAAAUGCCUCUACAACAUCAAGACCCGUACAAGCUACAUCUGCCAGCAUGAGUUCAAGGCCUGUACAGCCUUUUACGGCAUCAAGAGACAAGGUUGCAACACCAUCAAGGUCUUCACAAAGGAUCAAGAACAAUUCAGGUAAAGGAGAUGGAAAUUAGUUAUUGAAAUGGAAUAUUAGACAUCCUCUUGUUUUGGGCAACCUUGUGCUGUGUCACUUGGUUGCUAGCUCUAAUCUUUUGAUAAGAUGAUUAGAGCUAUGUUAGUUUUCUGAACCAUUGAGGAUGUAAUGCUCUAAUUUUUGUUUUUGGUUAAUUAGAGCUUUG
Rosa rugosa (rugosa rose) is the source of this 3361-nucleotide messenger RNA. RefSeq lists its product as uncharacterized. Gene Ontology annotation, molecular function: transposase activity; DNA binding; zinc ion binding. The transcript is spliced from 5 exons. The coding region runs from base 56 to 3196 and encodes 1046 amino acids. Lineage: Eukaryota; Viridiplantae; Streptophyta; Magnoliopsida; Rosales; Rosaceae. The record is from RefSeq and is a predicted model, not a curated record. Gene Ontology annotation, biological process: DNA transposition.